Messenger RNA from Spea bombifrons (plains spadefoot toad), 2553 nucleotides. RefSeq names its product SPG7 matrix AAA peptidase subunit, paraplegin (gene SPG7). Gene Ontology annotation, cellular component: membrane; m-AAA complex. Bases 95 to 2419 code for a protein of 774 amino acids. Lineage: Eukaryota; Metazoa; Chordata; Amphibia; Anura; Pelobatidae. Gene Ontology annotation, biological process: mitochondrial protein processing; protein-containing complex assembly. The transcript has 17 exons. Gene Ontology annotation, molecular function: ATP binding; ATP hydrolysis activity; zinc ion binding. The record is from RefSeq and is a predicted model, not a curated record.
GUUGUUGGUGGGUGUGUCCUCACGGAUACAGUGAGUGCUGGGAUAUUUAGGCCGCGCUGAGGCCUCGGCGUGCUGCUUAGGAUAGGGCCCUCGAAUGGGCUCUUUGCUUCUGGCCCUACGGGGUCGCCUUGCCGGGCCAGCCUGGUGCCUGCGCUCGGCACGGAGCACGGGAUGGGUGUGGAAGAGCAGCGGUUCGGAAGGCGGAAUCCUUCAGAAUUUGCUGUUUCGGAGGAUUUCUCCCAUAUGUCACGGAGCUUGCGGAUUAUUAAUUAAACGCCACCUGAUUCAAGACCCCCUGCGGCUCUGGAGGCUAUUGGGGGGCAUUAAUUAUUUCAGCACUUCUCAUUCAAAAAGAAAAGGAAAUCAGAAUGAAGGUUCGAAAGGGAAGAGUCCGCCGGAAGACGAAGAGGAGAAGAAGCGCCGCGAGAGGGAGGAUCAGAUGUACCGCGAGCGCCUACGGACUCUCUUCAUCAUCGCCGUGGCCAUGAGCUUGCUCAACUCCUUAAGCAGCAGCGGAGGAAACAUCUCUUGGAAUGACUUUGUGAAUGAAAUGCUGGCCAAGGGCGAGGUGAUGCGAGUGCAGGUUGUCCCGGAGAGCGACGUGGUGGAGAUCUACCUGUAUCCUGGCGCUGUGGUUUUCGGAAGGCCUCGCCUGGCACUCAUGUACAGAAUGCAGGUGGCCAACAUAGACAAGUUCGAGGAGAAGCUGAGAGCGGCUGAGGAUGAGCUGAAGAUUGAUGUGAAGGAUCGUAUCCCGGUCUCUUACAAGCGCACUGGCUUUUUUGGAAAUGCCCUUUAUUCCUUGGGUAUGGCAGCAGUUGGCGUGGCUAUCUUGUGGUACAUAUUCCGCUUGGCUGGGAUGGCUGGUCGUGAAGGUGGCUUCAGUGCCUUUAACCAGCUGAAGAUGGCCCGUUUCACCAUUGUGGAUGGGAAGUCUGGGAAAGGGAUCAGCUUUAAGGAUGUUGCUGGGAUGCACGAGGCCAAGAUGGAGGUCAAAGAGUUUGUGGAUUAUUUAAAGAGCCCAGAACGCUACUUGCAGCUUGGAGCCAAAGUGCCAAAAGGAGCCCUUCUCCUCGGACCCCCUGGCUGUGGAAAGACUCUGUUAGCCAAGGCAGUAGCCACCGAAGCUCAAGUACCCUUCCUGGCCAUGGCUGGCUCUGAGUUUGUGGAGGUGAUAGGAGGCCUAGGAGCUGCCCGAGUGCGCAGUCUGUUUAAAGAAGCACGUGCCCGAGCCCCUUGCAUUGUCUACAUAGAUGAGAUUGAUGCCGUAGGGAAGAAGCGUUCCACCAACAUGUCAGCGUUUUCCAACACUGAGGAGGAGCAGACACUCAAUCAGCUGUUAGUGGAGAUGGACGGCAUGGGUACCACCGACCAUGUUAUAGUUCUCGCCUCUACAAACCGAGCUGACAUACUGGACAAUGCCUUGAUGAGGCCGGGAAGACUGGACAGGCACAUUUUUAUUGACCUCCCCACACUACAGGAGAGGAGGGAGAUCUUUGAACAGCACCUAAAGAUCUUGAAGCUGACGCAGCCUGGAACGUUCUACUCUCAGCGCCUGGCUGAGCUGACCCCGGGAUUCAGUGGAGCGGAUAUUGCCAACAUUUGCAACGAAGCUGCUCUGCACGCAGCGCGCGAGGGAUACCAGGCUGUAGAUACCUUCAACUUUGAGUAUGCUGUCGAGCGAGUGAUUGCAGGAACCGCCAAGAAGAGCAAGAUCAUGUCAAAGGAGGAGAGGCGCGUGGUCGCUUUUCACGAAUCGGGCCAUGCUCUUGUGGGCUGGCUGCUGGAACACACUGAGGCUGUGAUGAAGGUAUCUAUUGCACCACGGACAAACGCUGCUCUGGGAUUUGCGCAGAUCCUGCCAAGGGAGCAGUUCCUAUUCACCAAAGAGCAGCUGUUUGAGAGGAUGUGCAUGGCUCUUGGAGGCAGGGUGUCUGAGGCCGUCACCUUCAAUAAAGUCACCACAGGUGCUCAAGAUGACCUGAGGAAGGUGACACGAGUGGCGUAUUCUAUGGUGAAGCAGUAUGGCAUGGUGGCGAGUAUUGGGCAGGUAUCCUUUCCCGAUAGUGAAUCCACAGUUGGAAUUGGUAGACGACCGUUCAGUCAGGGGCUGCAGGAAAUGAUGGACUACGAAGCCAGGCUACUUGUCUCCUCCGCUUACAGACGCACAGAGAAACUUCUGGAGGAAAACCGGGACAAGCUACUGGCGCUGGCCAAUGCAUUGUUGGAGAGAGAAGUCAUAAACUAUGAUGACAUUGAAAAGCUAAUUGGACCACCUCCCCAUGGCCCUAAGAAAAUGAUUGCCCCUCAGAGCUGGAUUGAAGCUGAGAAGGACAAACAGGAUAAUGGAGAAGAUGAGCCUCGCCAGCGGCCACGUCCAAAAAUUGAGGAAGAAGAUUUAAACCUGACGCCUCCCUGAUAUCAGAAGACUGAACUGUAAUUCGAAAAGCACUUAGCAGGGCACAAUGACCCCCGCCAGACAUUUAAUCUCCUUGGAGAGGGUGUUGGCUAAUCCAAAGAGGCUUUCAGAAUAUAUCUAUAUUUAUAUUGUUC